AUGUUCAAGAAGGAUACUGGAGAGGAGCUGUCCGACUACUUUUCCGAAUUCUCGCCGGAGCCAAUUGGAGCUGCGUCUCUCGCCCAGGUUCACCUGGCCACUGUCAAGGAAACAGGGCAGAGAGUGGCAGUCAAAGUUCAGCAUCCCGGGUUGGCACUCUGGGCCCCAUUAGACUUGGCCUUGACAAAAUUCACCUUCAAGACGCUGAAGAGAUUCUUCCCGGAGUACGAUCUUGAAUGGCUAUCAUCUGAAAUGGAGCUCUCGUUACCCCAAGAACUCAAUUUUGAGAUAGAGGCAGAGAAUGCAAUGCGAACGAAGGCGCACUUUGAAAAGAUUCCAAAGCUGCCGCUGGUCAUCCCGAAUGUUAUUUGGGCGAAGAAGCGUAUUUUGGUCAUGGCCAAUGAGUCUGGGCACCGCCUCGACGAUUUGGAGUAUCUGGACUCCAAUGGCAUCGACCGCGAUGAGGUGUCGGCUGCAUUGGCGAAAAUCUUCAACGAGAUGAUUUUUGGCGAGGGGGCGCCACUUCACUGCGACCCUCACGGCGGUAAUAUCGCAAUUCGAAAGAAUCCGAAGCGACGCGGGGCCAAUUUCGAUGUUAUUCUGUACGAUCACGGUCUGUAUCGUGACAUCCCUCAGGAUCUGCGCCGAUCAUAUGCCAAAAUGUGGCUUGCCGUCAUCGACGGAGACAUGGAGCGCAUGAAGAAAUACACAAAGGAGGUCGCUGGGGUCAAUGAUGAGCAAUUCCCGCUAUUUGCAUCGGCCAUCACGGGCCGUGACUUCAGUGUGGUCAGUUCGUCGAUCUUGGAGCCGAGGUCUGCAGAUGAGAAGGAAAACAUCAGCGACGCCUUGCAGGAGGGUCUCCUUGAGAACUUAAUCCAAAUGCUGGGCCAAGUUCCAAGAAUCAUUCUCCUGAUUCUCAAGACCAAUGAUCUCACUCGGAGCUUGGACGAGAGUCUGCACACUCGGUCGGGUCCGGUGCGAAGCUUCCUCAUUCUCGCGAGAUACUGCAUGCGAACCGUGUUCAACGAGCAGGUUGAGGAAAUCCGGAAGCUGGGAUCACUGUAUUGGCCGCCAAAUACUCUGAGGCUCCUGGCGGCUUGGGUGGGAUUCUUGAGGGUUGAGACCAAAUUAAAAGCAUUCGAGCUCUGGCUCAGCAUAAAGAGGGCGGUGGGACUACAAGGCGCAACAACGGGAUACUGA
Phaeoacremonium minimum UCRPA7 is the source of this 1200-nucleotide messenger RNA. RefSeq names its product putative abc1 family protein. NCBI's taxonomy places the organism in Eukaryota, Fungi, Ascomycota, Sordariomycetes, Togniniales, Togniniaceae. Gene Ontology annotation, cellular component: mitochondrial inner membrane. Gene Ontology annotation, biological process: mitochondrion organization; lipid homeostasis. The coding region runs from base 1 to 1200 and encodes 399 amino acids. The record is from RefSeq and is a predicted model, not a curated record. The transcript has a single exon.